UUGUAAAAUUUCCUAAAGCUUUUUAUUGUCUGUGUGUUCUUGACUUUAAUGGACCUGACAGAAAUUGAGCGUCAGCGUCAGUCCUGGCAGGCCAAGUAGUCAAGAUGCCGCUAAACGCUAUUGGCCAACAACACGGUCUCAUCAGCUGAUCUGCAUCAGCUGGUCAACUCCCCUCACUGCUAAUAGGCUAUGCUCAAACAGGGCGCCUUACUUAAAGCUGCAUCAGUUUGCUCCUAAUUUAUUGCUGUUUUAGUGCUUGCAGCUUUAUUUUGCUCUAACUGCUUGCUGCUCGCAUCGUGCUACCCACCUCCUCCCCUGCUCCAUCUUGUCGUAAGAGUGAACUAUGGCCCAGUUUGUUGAAGACUCCAGCCUGGAGGACUGGGAGGAGAUUGGCUCCGGGGGUUUUGGACAAAUCUACAAAGCCAGGCAUCAUCAGUGGGGCAUUGACGUAGCCAUUAAAGUGCUUCUUAAGGACGAGGGGUCUUUGCUGCAUGAGAUCAAUAUGAUGCAUCAAGCCACCAGCCCGCAUGUUAUGGCCGUCCGAGGGAUCUUCAAGGGUCGAACACCCUUUUCUGGCAGGUCAACAAAGCUUGGUGUGGUCAUGGAGCUCAUGAAGAGAGGAUCAUUGGCCUCCCUACAGGCAGCAUUGAGGGGAACUCCACCCUGGCCGCUGGUCUUCAGACUGGCUCACCAAGUGGCUCUGGGUAUAAACUACCUCCACAGUCUGCCCCGUCCUGUGCUCCACCAGGACCUGAAGCCCCAAAACGUGCUGCUGGACGAUGCUCUCAAUGCCAAGCUUACAGAUUUUGGCCUUGCCCAGACUUCCUGCAGCAUCACACUGGUUUCCAAGGACAAUGGACCACGAGGAGGGACGCCUUACUACAUGCCACCAGAGGCUUUUAACCCAUCAUACAGACCUUCCAGAUCCUUUGAUAUCUACAGUUUUGGGAUACUCCUUUGGUCCAUUGUCACAGGGAAACAACCUUAUGAAGUGGAGGGAGACCUCCCAAACCUGGAUGAUAUCAAGGGCGAUGUUGCCGGGUUGAGAGAGUUGAAAGAACUGAUGAAGAGAUGCUGGGAUCCUAAACCUGAACAAAGGCCUAAAGCCCUUGAGUGUACAACUGAGACAGAACAACUGUUCAAGAUGCACGAACAUGAACUCAAUAAAGCUGUCUAUGAAGUGCUGAUGAAACUGGACCAAAAGGAAAGAAAAGGCAUGGCAGCAGGAAAGAAGGUUCGGAGGGAUCAAAUCGCUAAGGCUUCAGUGAAGGGGAUCCAACAGGCAAUGGGAAGAUUGAGUCUGCCUCCUCUGGACCCUCUCAGGGUCCAGAGACGUGAUCUGAUGAGAUAUUCCUGUGAACUCACACUGGACACAAACACAGUGAAC
Messenger RNA from Perca fluviatilis (European perch), 1387 nucleotides. RefSeq names its product receptor-interacting serine/threonine-protein kinase 3-like. Gene Ontology annotation, molecular function: ATP binding; JUN kinase kinase kinase activity. The annotation marks the transcript as partial. The transcript has 12 exons. The record is from RefSeq and is a predicted model, not a curated record. Lineage: Eukaryota; Metazoa; Chordata; Actinopteri; Perciformes; Percidae. Gene Ontology annotation, biological process: protein phosphorylation.